UUCUACAAACUCCGCCAAUCGUAGCGACUCCUCUGAUCUGAAAGCAUUUUUCUUCCACACUAGAGCACCGUAACGAAUCCUACUCCUCUGAUUUGACAUUCUCUCUCUCUCUCUCUCUUCUCCGUACCCAACGCCCAAAUUCAGAGCUUGGAGCUUCCAAGAACCAACUCUACAAAUAUCUUCCAUCGUUUUCCUCUCUAUUAACUCUGUCAAAUCCUUAAUAAUAAUAGCUUUCGCCUCUUAGUUCCGAGAGGUGCACCAAUCAUGAACGUAGCCUUCUCUUCCCGACAUAGAUCGAUUUUGUGAGAACUCCGUGUAAAAUGUCAAGACCUAUUUUGCUUGCUUUUCUGUUGAUGAUACUCAUAAUUACUUCUCAAUUUGAGUGGAACCAACAACUUGCUAUUGACCUUGACACAACUCCAAGUAUCUCCCAAAAACAGCAACAGAUUUCAAACAGAGAAGAAUCUGUCAAGGAAAAGAUCAUUUUAUCACAAGAAAAGAACAUUCACCGACUUCAUGAGCUUGUUCAUAGUCUUCAAGAGCAAUUGCAACAGUGCAGGAACAGUGAGAAAGCAAAUGGCACUGUAAGACCUCUAACUGAACAUGUUAUUGAACUUGAACGGCAGCAGAUUCUUGAGGACUAGGCUUGAGACUUUGGAAGUCUGUUCAGUGUUUAUAAUAUGUUUGACUUCUUAGAACCUUCACUUACCACCCAAGUUUGACUUUCAAGUUAUAUUUUGGUAUAUAUCUAAGAUCUACUCACAAUUUUAAUGGCUUACCGUACAUGGCCAAAAGUUUAUACCUAGGGCAAUUUAAUAUGUUUUUCCUUCCCUCCAAUGAAGCCUCAAUUAUGGCUAUUUAGUGUGAAAUGAAAUGUAAUCCAAGUCAGAUGGGCAGUUUUUGAGAACGUAAGAGGGAGAUAUUUUUGACUCUUAAUGUCAUGAUUGUUUAGGUUCAUAUAAGCCAGCUGGAAGCUAACGUUUGUGGUAAAAUGUUCCAUUAUUUUGUUGUAUUAUAAAGGCCUAGAUGAUCUACCUUGUCCAAGCCAAACUGUACAAUUACUUUAUGUAUGGUAAGUAGAAUUUAAGGCA
Molecule: messenger RNA, 1091 nt
Organism: Ziziphus jujuba (common jujube)
Lineage: Eukaryota; Viridiplantae; Streptophyta; Magnoliopsida; Rosales; Rhamnaceae
Exons: 3
Coding region: 321-644 (107 amino acids)
Source: RefSeq, a predicted model, not a curated record